AAAUUCAAAAUCACUUUAGACUCUCCUGUGAGACCAAAAUCACAUGUAAAAAUGAGUCAUGAUUUUGGACCAACGUGAGAUUAGAUGGGACCGUAGCCGUGUAGCCCCAUUGCAUCUCAUCCCAUUAAUUAAUGAUCGAGCCAGCCUUAUUGGUCCCCGUCACUCUCUUCCUCUCACUCUCACGGGGACGAUGUCCGGAGAUCAGAUUCAGAACCUCGAUCAGUCGCCGGCACCGGACCUCCUAGUGCGGCCGGUCGGCGGCACCGAGUACAGCUGGUGCAAGGCCGUCCCCGUCGGCACCGGCGUCACCGUCCUCGCCCUCCUCCUCAGGAAACCUCCGGACUCCUCCCUCGUCCUCUCCGCCCUCCACGGCCUGCAGACUACCCACCCCAUCCUCCGUUCCAAGCUCCACUUCGACGCCGCCACCAACUCUUUCUCCUUCCUCACUCCCCCGGUUCCACACCUCGUAAUCUCCGCCUUCGACCUCGACUCGACGUCCGAGAUCCUCCGUGGCUCGGGGGAGAAAGGCAGCCCCGCGCCAACCCGAUUCCAGCAAAUAAUCGAGCACGAGAUGAGCAGGAACCCGUGGACCGAGCUCGAUCCCUCGGUGGACAGCGACUGGGACGUGCUCCACGCGAGCGCCUACUCCCUUGAGGAGGGCCGGUGCGUCGUGGCACUCCGGCUCCACACCGCCGCUUGCGACCGCGCGGCAGCGGCGGCGCUGCUGAGGGAGCUGCUGGCGCUGGUGGUCGGAGGGGAAGGGGCUGGGAAGGGAAAUAAUGGAGGAGAGGAAGGGGUAAAUGUGGAAAUAGAGAAGCUUAUCCCGAGCGGGAAAGCGGACAAGCCCUUUUGGGCGCGUGGACUGAACAUGCUGGGCUACUCUUUGAACUCGCUGAGGAUGGCCCACCUCGACUUCAUCGAACCGGGCUCGCCCAGGGCUUCUCAACUGGUCCGACUCCAGAUGAAUGCUGACGACACCCGAAGACUUCUCGCUGGAUGUGAAUCCAGGGGUGUUAAGCUAUGUGCAGCUUUGGCAGCGGCGGCUCUGAUCGCAGCUCAUUCUUCCAAGGACCUUCCUGAUAAAAAAUGGGAGAAGUACUCUGUUGUCACGCUCAUCAAUUGUAGGUCGAUUCUCGACCCGGUUCUUCCUGCCCAAUCUGCUGGAUUCUACCACUCAGCCAUCAUGAACUCACACGACAUAUGUGGCGGAGAAGAACUCUGGGAGCUCGCCGAGAGAACCUACACGGCCUAUGUGGGCACCAAGGACAACGACAAACACUUCUCUGAUAUGGGAGACCUCAACUUCCUCAUGUGCAGGGCCAUUGAGAACCCAGGGCUUACCCCCUCAGCCUCCAUGAGAACGGCCUUCGUCUCUGUGUUUGAGGACUCCAUCAUCGACGAGUCCAGCCCACUGCAGCUGCAGCAAGAGAUCGAGCUGGAGGACUACAUGGGCUGCGCCUCGGUCCACGGAGUUGGCCCGUCGAUCGCUAUUUUUGACACGGUGAGAGACGGCCAGUUGGACUGUGCGUGUGUCUACCCAUCCCCGCUCCAUUCGAGGGAGCAGAUGACGAAGCUGGUCGAUGACAUGAGGAGAAUACUGAUCGGCAGUGACUAGUCCGUCAUCGAAGACGUGUGAAAGUAUUUCAUGCGAGGAUUAUCUGUCCUCUCCUAUAUCCAUUAGUGAAUAAGAAAAGGAGAACUCGACUCUAACGCGAAUACUUAUUGAUUUUCGGUACUAGCGAUGAGCUCAACUCGUUUGAUAUAUAUCAGAGCUCUUAUCAUCAUCAUAAAGAAUCCAUCAACUUUCCGAGAUUUGAAUCAA
Messenger RNA from Punica granatum (pomegranate), 1822 nucleotides. The record is from RefSeq and is a predicted model, not a curated record. NCBI's taxonomy places the organism in Eukaryota, Viridiplantae, Streptophyta, Magnoliopsida, Myrtales, Lythraceae.